Misgurnus anguillicaudatus (oriental weatherfish) is the source of this 1140-nucleotide messenger RNA. The record is from RefSeq and is a predicted model, not a curated record. NCBI's taxonomy places the organism in Eukaryota, Metazoa, Chordata, Actinopteri, Cypriniformes, Cobitidae.
AUGUUUCUUUCAGAUGUGAAGAGUGAUUCAUGUUUGGAUAUAGAAAUAACGUCCUCAACAUCAAAAGGGCGACUGACAGCACAAACUCUUUCCUGCAUCACCUGUGGAAAGACAUUCAGCUCACAGAGACAUUUAGAGAGACAUGAGAGAAAACACACAGAACAGAAACUCUUCACCAGAUCUGAGACCAGCUUUACUACCUUACAAGAGAAGAAACUUCAUUCAGAAGACCACAGAGAGAAGAAGAAGAAGCAGCAGCAGUUUCACUGUGAGCAGUGUGGGAGGAUUUUUGUCUGUUCCUAUAAACUAAAUAUUCACAUGAGGACACACAGUGAUGAAAAGCCUUUCUACUGCACUGAAUGUGGAAAAUACUUCACAACCAAACAAUGUCUUAAAGUUCAUCAGAGAGUUCAUACUGGAGAAAAACCUUACAAGUGUCCUCACUGUGAGAAGAGAUUUAGCCGUAAACAUAGUCUGAAGACACAUGUGCUUUUACACACCAAUGAGAGACCGUAUCAGUGCAGUGAAUGUGGAAAAACCUUUACGGAUUCACGUUCAUUAAAAAAGCACCAGAAUAAUCACAUUAAAGAGAAACUCUAUCAGUGUUCACACUGUGAUGAAUGUUACGGUUAUAAAUGUCAUCUGAUAAUCCAUGAGAGACGUCAUACUGGAGAGAAACCUUACGUCUGCGCUCAUUGUGGAAAUAGCUUCACUAAUUCACCUCAAUUAAUAGUUCAUCAGAGAGUUCAUACUGGAGAGAAACCUUAUCACUGUAGUGUCUGUGGGAAGAGUUUUAGUGUAAAGCAUGCAUUACUAAAGCACAAGAGAAUUCAUACAGGUGAAAAACCUUUCAAAUGUUCUCAGUGUGACAAGACGUUUACUUGUUCAAGUAACUUAAAAAAACAUGAAAGAGUUCAUACUGGAGAGAAACCUUAUCACUGUAGUGUCUGUGGAAAGAGUUUUAAUCAAGGGUCUACAUUAAUAAAUCACAAGAGACUUCAUACAGGUGAAAAACCUUACAAAUGCUCUCAGUGUGAUAAGACUUUUUCUCAGUCCGGUCAUUUAAAAUCUCAUCAGAGCGUUCAUACUGGAGAAAAACCUAAUGUUUGUGGGAAAAUUUUUAGUCAACAGUGUAACUAA